AUGUCGGGAGAUCAGCAUGUUGAUAACUCUACUCAAGAGAGAGGUGAUGAAGAUCAUGAUGACGUAGUUGAUGCAAGGCCGGACAGAAGUAGCAGAUUCUCACUUUUUGGAAAAAAAAGGAAGAAUGGAGAAGAACAGCCCAAGUCCACUCUCAGUAAUCAGUACCGAAUUGUUACACCCACAUUCCAGUAUAAUAUGGACUACAAGAAAGUUGGCAAAUGUAUUAUUAUAAACAACAAAAAUUUUGAAGACAAGACAGGAAUGGGUACACGCAAUGGCACUGAUAAAGAUGCUGGAGAUCUAGCUAAGAGUUUUAGAAACUUAGGUUUUGAUGUUUGCACAUACAAUGACAGAAGCCGUGAUGAUAUGGAAAAGUUACUGAAGCAAGCUGCUGAGGAAAAUCACAGUGAUGCCGCUUGUUUUGCCUGUAUCCUUCUAAGCCACGGGGAAGAAGGCCUCAUCUAUGGCACUGAUGGACCCAUGGCUAUCAAGAGUCUGACUGCGCUGUUCAGAGGAGACAAGUGCAAAAGCCUUAUAGGCAAACCCAAAUUAUUUUUCAUUCAGGCAUGCAGAGGCUCUGAAUUUGAUGAAGGCAUACAGACUGACUCUGGACCUGCAAAUGACACUCUGGAAACAGAUGCCAAUCCGAGAUACAAAAUCCCAGUAGAAGCAGAUUUUCUGUUUGCAUAUUCCACGGUACCAGGUUACUACUCUUGGAGGAAUCCUGGAAGAGGCUCUUGGUUUGUGCAGUCCCUGUGCUCUGUGCUAAAUGAGCAUGGAAAACAACUUGAGAUCAUGCAGAUCCUUACACGGGUCAACUAUGUGGUUGCCACAAAUUUUGAAUCCCAGUCUGAUGAUCCACGCUUCAGUGAGAAGAAGCAGAUUCCCUGUGUGGUCUCUAUGCUCACUAAGGAACUUUACUUCUGAAAGUGUAUUUUAUGCAGCCAAUUAUGAAAGAUCAAGAUAUGGUUUUGGGUGGAGAUUUGAAUAUAAACUGGAAUAACAUAUUUUUAAUAACAGAAAUGUAAUUACACUAGACUUUUAUAU
Messenger RNA from Mesitornis unicolor (brown roatelo), 1047 nucleotides. RefSeq names its product caspase 7, apoptosis-related cysteine peptidase (gene CASP7). Gene Ontology annotation, cellular component: cytoplasm. The transcript is spliced from 6 exons. Gene Ontology annotation, biological process: proteolysis; apoptotic process. The record is from RefSeq and is a predicted model, not a curated record. Bases 1 to 927 code for a protein of 308 amino acids. NCBI's taxonomy places the organism in Eukaryota, Metazoa, Chordata, Aves, Mesitornithiformes, Mesitornithidae.